GUGAAAGUCCAUCGCUGACUUCAAUCCUAUUCGGCACUAUCCCGAUGGCCAAAGUGACACCCGCAGACGGACUGGACGCCGUGGUCGACACCAGAUCGUCUAUGGUGCAAAAGGCCAAACUACGCGCGCGACUUGAGCGGCUCGGCGCAGGCAAGUCGUACUUUGGCGUUACGUUGGGCGACAUUGGCGACUUGGGGGUCGGCAUUCGGCUCUACUUUAUGCUGACCAAGUACACGUCCAUGUUGUUCGUGGUCAUGUCCGUCUGCGCGGCGCCCACGGCAGUGUUGCAUUACUACGGCCACGGCGUGACCGCCGCCACCAAAGACCCACUUGGCCUCAAUUUCGUGUCCUUGGCCAACGAAGGCAUCAACGCCGAGUACAUCCCGACCAACUGCACGUACAUGGGGGGCACCAUGGAUUGCUCGCUUCGUACGCUCGACACGCCGUUCACCACAUCUCCCAAGAUAGUGGCGUAUGUUGCCACGAUCUGCGACUGCGUGUAUUCGCUCGUGUUUGUCGUGUUCAUCGUGGCCUUCUCAUACCGGUGUCAUGCCAUCGUGACCGCCCAUACGAGGGACAACAUCACCCCCGCCAAAUACGCCGUCUACGUCCGCGGCUUUCCCCGCGACGCCACAGAACAAGAGAUCAUGACGCAUUUCAGCACGCUCUACGAUCUGUCCCAGCCGGCGCAUCGCUUUCCCAUGUGGCUGGGGUGCUUUGGUCGUCGUCGCCGCCAAGUCAAACAACAGCUUCGUGUCGCCCGUCCAGGCUCUACCACAAACUGUAGUCCUGGACACGACGAGAAUGGGGCAAAGUUACCGCAGCCGGUUGAAAACGUUUCCCAUGUGGACGGGAACGAGCUGUACGUGGGUUCGUGGGUCGCCCAAGUGAGCAUCGCCCGCCCGAUCGGUCGGUUCUUGCGGCUGUUUCUGGCGCUGGAGACGCUCACGCAGCGCAUCGCCAUGUUGGAAGCGACAAUGGUAGAGUAUCGGAAACAAGAGCGCCGGUUUCGCAAGCGGCUCCGACGCGCUGAGACGGAAUUCGCGACCCUGGAAACCCAGCUCGAGGCCAAAACAAACAAGAUGACUGCCCUCCGCACCCAAGGCAAUCAACGGUUGAGUGAGUGCGAGUGCGCGUUUAUCGUGUUUAACCAUGUGGAGAGCCAGCGACGAUGCUUGGCCGAUUACCGCACAAGCACGACGUGGUGGAAGCGGUACUUUCAGCCCAAGGACCUCCGCUUUCGACGAAUCCACCCCCUCAAAGUCACCGCCGCGCCCGAGCCAUCCAAUAUUAUUUGGGAAAACUUGGAAACUCCCCCUGUGGAGCGGUUUGCCAGACGCUCCUUUACGAAUUUUGUCACGUUUUUGCUCUUGGUCGUGUCGUGCGCGAUCAUUUCGUUGGCCCAGGGCGCUCAGCAAGCGUUCAACAAGCCCGGACCAAGUAGCAUUUGCAGCAAGAUCUUGGAGGUCUACCAAGGCCCCGACUUCAACACGUCGACGGACAACAGUGCCACCAGCCCCUCCAACAGCACCGAUGAUUGGACCCUUCAAUGGAACGCGUCGUCCCGUUGCCCCGACGACGCGUCAUUUGACAUAACGUUCUUGAACCACUCCGCAACUCCGUUCCCCCCAAGUGUCCUCCCUUUCAACGACAUUGGGGGGGGCUCCUUCAACCUCACUAGGUGCACGUCGACUUGCUUUACCCCGGGUUUAACGACGUGUGGCACGCUGCCUUGCUUCACCACGGACGUCAACUACACGUCAUCCAAGGCCGUGGGGGACGACUCGUGUGAGGCGUACGACGCAAGCAGCAUCCUGCUCUGCUACUGCAAACCAAAACUCGAAGCAUAUGUCAAAGCGGACGGACUGUACAACGGUCCCUGGAAGCUUUGGGACGUGGAGCUUCCGUGCCGGGCGUACAUUACGGCGUUCCUGACCAAGAACGGGCUCUUAAUCGCUGCCGCGAUCACGGUGAUCUUAGUGAAUACGGUGUUGCGGGGCGUUUUCUACGCGUUCGGAACGUUCGAGCGGCACUCAUCCGAGUCCAACAAGGCCGCGGCGGUCGUGCUCAAGCUGUUCUUUGCGCAAUGGAUCAACACAGCUGUGAUCGUGCUGUUGGUGAACGCCAACUUGGGCAACGUCCCCGUGAUCCAGUUCCUUUUAGCUGGCAAACUCACCGAUAUGGAGCGGGGGUGGUACACAUCUGUGGGGGCGGGCAUCACCCUCACGAUGCUCGUCAACGUCGUGACCCCGCACUUGGGACCUCUUCUCGCCGCCUAUGUGAUCUUCCCUGUGAAGCGGACGUUCAAACAGUUCACGACCGUCACAACCCCUCAAAUGACUGCGUUGUUUGCCAACCCAGACUUUGACAUUUCCGUGCGGUACCCCGUAGUGCUCAACACGAUCUUCGUCACGUUCAUGUACGCGGGGGGGAUGCCGGCGCUCCUCCCCUUGGGGGCGGUCUCAUGCUACCUCAACUACGCCAUUGACAAACUCAUGCUCAUGAAGUUAUACCGCGUGCGCACGGCCUACGACCAGGCGCUGGGCACGCUGGCGCUGCAGCUGUUUCCUUGGAUGUUGCUCGUGCAUCUCGGGUUUUCCGCAUGGGCGUACGGGGUAUCGUCGCUUCUGCAGUCGGAUUUGCUGAGUGUGUCAGCAUUGGCCAAGCAGGCGACGUCGGCGCUCGCGUCGGUGCAGUCGUCGUUGUCGAGUCAGGAUAGCGGCUCUUCUGCAGUCAAUAGCACAACCACGGGCGACAGCUUGGAGGGGGGGGACGACCCCACGGAGCUGUUGCAGUCUUUCCUGCAAGACCAGCUCACAGAGGUUGCAGACCCGACGCUCGCCGAUUUGCUCAGCGGGGUACUCAAAGCCUACGCCAAGAUUGUGCGACUGAACACGUUCCCGCUCUUCUUUUUCUUCGUGCUCGUGCUACUUUAUUUAUUGCUGCAUCGCGUGUUGACGCCGCUGUUCCAUGUCACCGUUGGAAUCGUGUUCAAGUGUGUGGGCAUGCUGGUGCGAACACUUGGGUGCCGGUCGGGGCGUCGUGUGGCGACUACAAGGGGGUUACGGGUAGGGAGUGGAGGUGGCAUGAUGUUCCCCGGGUUCACAGCGUUGUUUGAGCGACCACUGACCACAGACGAGAUGGGCGACGACACCAAAACACCGGUGACGAAGAAACCAGUGGACGUGGCGAGGGGGUUUGAAAUCGAUGCCGACCGCCGCGUGUUGAUCUGCCGGGGUGUCGACGGCCACCACUUGCGGUCGUGGGAAGCCACCGCCGCCCAAGUGAAAACAUACGCAAUUGAGAAAAAUCCCAAGUACACGACGGCUGUGGCCAAGUUGCUGGAAGCGAACCUUCGGUUGCACACGGCGGACGCGGCGGCGGCGGCUCAGACGCCGCUGACUGAAGACGACAUGCGGCCCCCGUCGUCCGUUGCCCAUUAACACUUGUGUCGAUAAAUAUAUAUAUUGUAGGAAAUGCCACGUGAACCAUUAGUUGUAGCUGCCAAGGACUU
Aphanomyces astaci is the source of this 3514-nucleotide messenger RNA. RefSeq lists its product as hypothetical. Bases 45 to 3443 code for a protein of 1132 amino acids. The record is from RefSeq and is a predicted model, not a curated record. NCBI's taxonomy places the organism in Eukaryota, Oomycota, Saprolegniomycetes, Saprolegniales, Verrucalvaceae. Gene Ontology annotation, molecular function: calcium-activated cation channel activity. Gene Ontology annotation, cellular component: plasma membrane. The transcript is spliced from 9 exons.